AUAGGAUGAUGGCCUUGCUGAUGUAUGGGUGUGUCUGUCAGCCACGACUCCCUCUAUUCUUUAACGUAAAAAAAGCACAAAAGGCAAGGCAGGUAGUUUAAGCGACAGUAUACUUGGCCGGGGGGAACUGGCUUCCACCCAUCUAGGAGACAGUGUGCAUUGCUGCAAACGAAGAGUUUUUGAUUCAGGGAAUUGUAUUAUUUACUGCCUUAGCUCUCCUUGAGUUUGAUAAUUAUGGAGGUGUAGGACAGUAGGUGCUACUGGGUGAGUAAGACGCUAUUAAUAAUGUGUGUUCCGUUACAGUGUGACCUGCCACACCGCCAGGUGGACCAGCUGGAGAUAGAGAAGCUGUACAAGGAGCACAACUUCACCGGCUGGACGGAGACCUCCGCUAAGGAGGGUCUCAUGGUCACAGACUCCAUGAGGUUCCUGGUAGACGUGAUGAUGAAGCAGAAAGACAGUCUGGAAGACGAUUCAACAGAGUCGUCGCUACGAUUGUCCCACGCUGAUCUGGAGAAGCCUGAUCCCUGCUAUUGCUGAGUUUCAUCCCUGCUGCUUCUGCCGUCCCAGCUUGUAAUCUGGCCCUCAGCCCAGCCGGUGCUAGUGUGCCAGGAGUGUUCCUUCAGGCUGCUACAGAGCAGGUUGUUUACUACGGUGUUGUCUCCGUUCCAGUAGGAACACACUAAGCUACAGCCUCCGCCACCAUUACCAUGUUGUGUUUGUGAAUACAGGCGGAGAACUGACUCCAUCCCACUCCAGCUGAAAUGCACACACACACACACACACUGCCUCUCCUGUUUUUGCUCUCCUGCACCGCUACGGAAUCAAUGGUGACGUUAUGGAAGGUUAAUGCAGGCAACUAGUGAGCUAGCGCAACAGACGUUACUGUCUGGUGCUGAGGAGCUUUAAUUAAAGACGUGACAUGUCCUUCCGAUGCAACCUUGAAGCUUGUUCACACUUUAAAUCGAACAGCUGAUCGGGGAAGAUGUUGUAUACAUAUGUUAACACCAGGAGGCAGCACAGUGCAAGGUGUCUUGAGCUAAGGUGUCAGAAGUUACUGUCGAAUGUUAUUGCGUGACGUGAAACUUUGUCAUACCU
Cherax quadricarinatus is the source of this 1098-nucleotide messenger RNA. The record is from RefSeq and is a predicted model, not a curated record. Lineage: Eukaryota; Metazoa; Arthropoda; Malacostraca; Decapoda; Parastacidae.